AUGGUGGCGAUCGUUAUGCACAGAAGAAUUACAAAGGCGGCGCCGAAUCCCUGGACAAAAGAAAAACUCCUCAAAUCUUGUCGCUGCUGCAGAGCGAACAAAACCGUGUGCGAUGCUCUCCAGACCAGUCCUCUUCCGUGCACCUUCUGUACGAAACGGAACCUUGCCUGCCACAUUGACGCUGCAAAGCCGGUCAAUCGCGACUACGACCAUGCGGGUGAAGUGCUUCGCCUGGUCGAGGGCUUGCAGCGGCAGCUCUAUCUGGUGGUGUCUCGCAAGGAGGAACUACUUAAAAAGCUCGUAGACAAGAAGAUCUUGGCCCAGCAGGCCGCUUUAAUUGCACAGAAGGAGCCUGCGCCCAGCGUCGCCGACAUCCAGGAUGCUCUUUUUUCUCCCGAACCCGAGUCCGACGACAAAUUGUUCAUUGACCCGAUCCCAACCAGAGUUCACACAGAUUCCUUCACAAUUCAUUCCAACCUCAUGUCCCUGCCACUCACCAUCUCUCGCGACCGUGCUGAAACAUUGUUCGAGAAAUUCCGCGAAGAAUUCUGCGACUAUCUACCAGUUUUGCCUGACUCUUUCUUCCGCCUAGACUUGCAUGACAUCCACAAGGAGAGCGAUCUUUUGUUCUGGACAAUUAUUGUCACAGCUUACAUCUCGCAUGGUCUGACAGAAGACUACUCCCUCCUUUCCGCGCAUGUUCAGAACUUGGUCGUGGUCAAUUGCUGGUUCAAGACCCCUCGCUCGCUCUACUCCUUGGUAGCUCUCCUUAUCCUCACCUCAUGGCCGCUCCCAAAUCGCACCUCUCACAACAUUCAGACCAAUAUUGCCAUCAAAUAUGCUUCGCUCAUGAAAAGCUUGGCGCUCCAAUUUGGAUUGCACAAGCUAAAGUUCAUUCGUGAGUUCAGCAAGAAGACAAACGUGGAUAUUGAUGCCAGAUCUGAUAUCAACAACAUCAUCCGGGAGCGCAUCUACAAGUAUGUGAACAUUAAUUCGAAUUUCUGGCUUGUAUAUCUUGGCCUCUCGAAUUCAAAUUACAAUGGCUUCAGUCAAGACUACAUUAUCGACAAAGCCGCCAAUUUCGACCUAUUCAAAAAGGACGAAAUCUCUGCCAGAGACGACUUCAUAAACUCUCUCCUCAAAAUUUCGCUCAUUCAACUGAAAAUGAACGAAAGUAUGGGCGAUUUCUUAACCAAUCCUCACAAGGUUGGCAAGCUCAUUCACCUCAACAUGUACGAACAAAUCCUCAACGGAUACAUGGGCCCUAGCUCCCCACUCUACUCACACGAUCUCAUCUCGCUUUCAUUGGAAUUCACCAAACUACAACUCUACGUCUACUACCUCUCUGAGUCCGACAUUGAAUUGAAGGAAUAUCAGAAGGUCAUCGCCCGUACGAUAAUGUGCUGCCAAGCAAUCAUCGAAAUCUUUGAAAAGAGAUUCGGUGACAAGAAGAAAUAUCAGCUGAUUCCCAUUCAUUAUCGUUUCAGCAUUGAGCUCGCUACCUUGGUAACACUUCAAAUUCACUCUUCACCCUUGCUCACUACCUUACAAGCCUACACCAACACCAAGAAGUUGUUCUUGCGGGCAUAUAACUUGAUCCAAUGUGAUGACCAUAAUUUGAUGACCUCAACAAAAGUCCUCCUUAUGUGCGUUGAAAAAGUGGACAAGUGUAACAAAAUUCUGUUCUGGGCGCAAAAGUCAAGAACAAACAACUUUUUUCUCGUCGAUAAGAUGGCAAAAUACUUGGUUUCAGCGUCAUACUACGAGAUGCUUUGGCAAGUCUACGAAUGUGAGCGUCUGGGGGUUGUGGAUGACGACGUAGAUUGGUCUGUGUUCGGAUUAGACUCAACUAAGCCCGAGGCACAGAAAAUCAUUGCGUACAUUAAAGAGUCGCCCAGCAUUUUAGCCUAG
Australozyma saopauloensis is the source of this 1911-nucleotide messenger RNA. It is a transcript of the gene SEF2, whose product is annotated as Sef2p. Gene Ontology annotation, molecular function: zinc ion binding; transcription cis-regulatory region binding; DNA-binding transcription factor activity, RNA polymerase II-specific. The coding region runs from base 1 to 1911 and encodes 636 amino acids. The record is from RefSeq and is a predicted model, not a curated record. The transcript has a single exon. Lineage: Eukaryota; Fungi; Ascomycota; Pichiomycetes; Serinales; Metschnikowiaceae. Gene Ontology annotation, biological process: regulation of DNA-templated transcription. Gene Ontology annotation, cellular component: nucleus.